This is a messenger RNA of Phaeodactylum tricornutum CCAP 1055/1, 1476 nucleotides long. RefSeq lists its product with no specific name. Bases 217 to 1476 code for a protein of 419 amino acids. The transcript has 3 exons. The record is from RefSeq and is a predicted model, not a curated record. NCBI's taxonomy places the organism in Eukaryota, Bacillariophyta, Bacillariophyceae, Surirellales, Neidiaceae.
CCGGGCGAUCCAAACUCGCAGCAUCUCGCACUACUGCGCAUUGCAAUACGACACAAGUGUUUCCCACUCCGAGGAAACUACGGUAAUAAAAUUAUACAGGAGACGCUUUAGGAUUUUUUGGGAUCGAAGCGCUCUAAUUUUUGUUGUUGUUUCGUUGGCGUGCUUCGUAUUGUGAUUGACUGUGUGUGAUCCAGCAUCAGCACUAUAAACAGCAUCAUGACGGAGGCGCAGCAAGGCGUUUUGGAACCCACACCGAUACAAACUGCAAUUACCGCACCGUCGACCGAAAUCUUGCAGCUAUGGGUGGAAGUAGGCAAUGGUUUGGAAAAGUCACAGACUGUGAUCUGGAAGAGGGCAGUAGAAAGUCUAGACGCUGCCAACACAUUCUUCGCAAUCUCCGCGGAUGCUCGCACUUUCGUGGAACGUUACAUAUCGCAGAUGAUCAAUAUUCUCGUCGACCAAGUACCUUCAAAAAUCGGUCAGCUGGAACGAAACUGUGUGACGGAUAGCCUUUUGCUUGCGACAAAGAUAGUGGCCCAGGAUUUGCAAAUCCAAGCGGAACGUGGGGGAGAAUGCGUCUUCCUGUCGACUCUCUCGCUCUGUUUUAAUAGGACAAAGGCCUUUUACAGAGGAGCCAAGGCAUCUUGGAAUAUGAAUCAAUUGCAGGGCUUACCUGAUGUCCGAAUGCGAGUUGUAGAACGUUUUCGCAUGAGUGCUGGGUUCGCGGCCCUCGAGCGUUACUUGCUGUCGCAUAUUGGAUUGCCUACUUUUCCGAAAUUGGAUAUUUUGCACCAUGUGUUGCAAGCUAUUGGCGACGCGGCGCUGGAACGGACAGCCGAAGCAACUGCGGUGGAAGAAGAUGCCAUUCUUGUCGGAAAUGCCGUCAUGCAGUAUGUUGGAACACUCAGCGAUGACGAUCUCAAGAAGAUGCCAAGCGACCAGCUCACUUUGAUCCAGCGGGAUUUACAACACAUAUUUGAUAUUCUCAUUUCGACACGAAGGAGCAGUACCUAUGAAUUUUAUCAGUUCUGGAGAUCGCUCGUUUUAAAACUGAUUUCGUCGCAAAGUCUUCCACUGAGACUGUUUGGCUGGGAACAAGUCGGCGAUCUCAUUGAUGCCUGUGCAGAUCAUCGACCACCGCCCCGAAUGUUUGUUGUCAGCGGAGCUGGCUGUCCUUUUGUGAAUGGAGAGUAUCAUUUCUCGGCGGGGACUACACCAGAUGGUUACGCCAAGCCUGGCGGUGAGAUCUUCUUCACGCAUGUGGUUCCGGACAAGCCCGAGUUUGCUGAUCAAGUGGGCAAGAAACUCACUCUGUUUCGUUGUACGAUGCGGUCGCAGCAAAAAUGGUGGUUUCUGUCAGACGCAGACGAAGAACAACCGGGCACUGAUCGCGAUGUCGACUACUAUCAACACAAAUCGGAGGAGCACGAGGAGGCCUACCCUGCGCCCGAAGGCGAGGUCAACCUAGCAGUCUGA